Messenger RNA from Drosophila takahashii, 1405 nucleotides. Lineage: Eukaryota; Metazoa; Arthropoda; Insecta; Diptera; Drosophilidae. The record is from RefSeq and is a predicted model, not a curated record.
UUUUGUUAUUUUUCGCGCUCUGCCAAAAGUUUCGCGUGUUUUAUUGCCGCCACUGCCCUUUCUAUCCCGGUUUUCAACUGAAAUUUGUACGGUACACAAAGCAAAAAACUAAACAAACAAACAAAAAAUAUCUACGCAAAAAUUGAGAGGGGGAAAACUUAUUAAUAUUUGCUGCAAUUACUUAAAUUGUUUGAAGCCAUCUGUUUUCUGUAUUCCGAAGUUGCCUUUUGUUUGACAGCUUUUGCCAAGGGGGUUACUUUGUUUUGACGAGUUACCAAACUCAAAAUCAAACGAAAAAGCACUUGAGCAAAAGCAGCGGCAGCCAAAGCAGCUAACAAAAUGUCCGAGCCGGCGUCCGUCUGUCACAAGUGCAAUGAGGUCAUCGAGCAGCGCAUCAUCACGGCGCUGGGGAUGACCUGGCAUCCGGAGCACUUCGCCUGCAAGGACUGCCACCGGCCCAUCUCGGAGGCGACCUUCAACAUCCAGGCGGACGAGCCCGUCUGCUCCGACUGCUUCGUGAAGAACUACUCGGGCACCUGCUUCGGCUGCAAGAAGCCCAUCCUGGAGCGCACCAUCAAGGCCAUGGAGCAGUCGUGGCACGAGGAGUGCUUCGUGUGCAACGGUCCCUGCAAGAAGCCGCUGGUGGGCACCUCCUUCUACGAGCGGGACGGCCAUCCCUACUGCCGGGCGGACUUCGAGCAGCUGUUCGCCGCCCGCUGUGCCGGCUGUGGUCAACCCAUUACGGAGAACGCGAUUGUGGCCCUGAAUGCCAAGUGGCAUCGCGAAUGCUUCAAGUGCAAGAAGUGCGGCACUCCCAUUACGGCCAGCUCCUUUGCCGUGGAGGACAACAAGCCCCUGUGCACGGCCUGUUCCGGCUAGAAAUCGGGUCAUCCGCACCCUUAACACCCCGUACCAUUCACUCCGAUAUAUCCAUGUAUAUUAUCUAUUCUUAUGGUAUUUGUAGUAAUCCCAUUUUGUCGAACCAAUCCCCCGAGAACAAAGAAAGCAAAGACGAAGGUCGUGAAAAUGGAAAGUGGAAUGGCAGAUGGAAAAUGGCAAAUGGAAAUUCCAACCCACUGGAGGAAAGGGGAGGAGAAAUUAAAUUUUGUUUGAUGGACAGGAACACGAGAAGUGCAUUUGGUGGGUGGAUGGAUGAGCGGAGUGUGGCGGGGGGAGGUUGUUAAUGCUUAAAAUAAUUGUAAUUCUCCUUAGCUGAUAUACACAUAUAUAUCUCUAUCUCUAUGUCACUCUCACCCACUCCCAAACUACCCACAACGAUCCUCUCUUGAUAUUCUCUUGAUCGUUUUCGUACUGCACAAAGUAUCUGAUAAAUGGUAUAUAAAUAAAAAAAUUAAUCUUGAAUCAUUGUUGAUAUCUCUUACAAAUAAACACAAAACAAACAAAA